Messenger RNA from Pimephales promelas (fathead minnow), 1728 nucleotides. It is a transcript of the gene htra4, whose product is annotated as HtrA serine peptidase 4. Lineage: Eukaryota; Metazoa; Chordata; Actinopteri; Cypriniformes; Leuciscidae. Gene Ontology annotation, biological process: proteolysis; positive regulation of apoptotic process; programmed cell death. Gene Ontology annotation, molecular function: protein binding; serine-type endopeptidase activity. Gene Ontology annotation, cellular component: extracellular region. The record is from RefSeq and is a predicted model, not a curated record.
ACGUGAAACGAGCCGCAACUUCAUUAUAUAUGACAUAUUAAAGCAAUAUGCAACGAUUAUUGAGUUUAAACUUGAACAUUUUCUUUGUGAAGUUGAGCAAGAGGACAUCUGUUGAUUUUGUCAAAGCGAAGUUAACUUGAAACUGAAAUUCCUUCUGUAGCCUGCCUACUUACCUACAUUGAUUCUCAAGAUUGUUCAUCAUGUGGAAACUGUUGGCCUGCGUUCUCAUGGCCUCUGAGUUACAGGCGCGUGCUCUACGGAAAAGACAGACAAUGUGUCCGGAUGUGUGCGACCUGUCCCGCUGCUCACCUGCACCCGAGUUUUGUUACUUCGGCGUGGUGAAGGACAGCUGUGGCUGCUGUACGAUGUGUGCUGCGGGCGAGGGGGAGUAUUGUGGGGAGCGCGGUCAUGGAUUUUGCGGUCAGGGGAUGACCUGUGAAUAUCGCACCUCUGAACGCGGCAUGUGCGUUUGCGACUCCCAUGAGCCAGUGUGCGGCAGCGAUGGGAGAACUUAUCCCAGCAUCUGUCGGCUGAAAGCUGAGAACAGGCGGGCGAAGAUGAGCGGCAUACCUGCUGUCAUUUUCAUCCAGAGAGGCCCCUGUGAGACCGGCUCUCGAAAUCCAAGCAGCAUGCGCUACAAAUUUAACUUCAUAGCAGAUGUGGUGGAUAAGAUUGCCCCUGCAGUGGUCCAUCUAGAACUGUUUAGUCGACAACCAUUGUCCCACCAAGAGGUUCCUGUAUCCAGUGGCUCAGGGUUUAUAGUGUCAGAGGAUGGGUGGAUCGUCACCAAUGCACAUGUACUGUCCAAUAACCAGCGGAUCAAAGUGGAGAUGAAAAAUGGCAUGCUGUUUGAUGCCACAAUCAAAGAUGUGGAUCAAAAAUUAGACAUUGCUCUAAUUAAGAUCGACUCAGAGACUCCCCUGCCUGUGCUUUUACUUGGACAUUCAUCAGACUUGAGGCCAGGAGAGUUUGUAGUGGCCGUGGGAAGCCCGUUUUCCCUUCAAAACACAGUGACCACCGGUAUCAUCAGCACUACCCACCGAGGAGGUCAUGAACUUGGCCUGCAGAACUCUGAUAUGGAGUAUAUUCAAACAGAUGCCAUUAUAAAUUAUGGCAACUCAGGAGGCCCCCUUGUAAACUUGGAUGGGGAUGUAAUUGGCAUAAACACUUUGAAGGUUACGCCUGGGAUAUCAUUUGCUAUUCCCUCACACCGCAUACGGCAGUUCCUUGCAGACUCCUAUGACAGACAAAUAAAAGGAAGAAUGCUGACUAAAAAGAAAUAUAUGGGAGUGCGAAUGCUUCAACUUUCAGCUGCUUUGAUUAGGGAGCUUAAGGAGAAGGACAGCAAGUUCCCAGAUGUGAGCUCAGGAGUGUAUGUGUAUGAGGUUAUUCCAGGGACAGCUGCCUUCAGUGCUGGCUUGGUCAACCAAGAUGUGAUCAUCAGCAUUAACGGACAACCAGUGCAUUCUUCAGAGGAUGUGAGCCAGGCCGUGCAAUCGGACGCAAUCCUCUCUUUGGUGGUGCGACGUGCUAAUGAAGAAAUCACAGUAACAGUGGUUCCUGGCGAAGUGGACUGAGAAAGAUUUCUGUUGCUAGUUUUCAUCUAAACAAUGCGCUAUCCACAAACAUGCUUUAUUUGAAAAGGCCAUUAUAAUGAUAACAUGGAGUAGCCAAUCAUGAUGAAGUGAUGCAUUUUUUUUACAAAUACACAAGUAUGUUAUCUGUAGA